Molecule: messenger RNA, 2731 nt
Organism: Lacerta agilis (Sand lizard)
Lineage: Eukaryota; Metazoa; Chordata; Lepidosauria; Squamata; Lacertidae
Gene: NUDCD3
Product: NudC domain containing 3
Exons: 6
Coding region: 182-1273 (363 amino acids)
Biological process (GO): protein folding
Cellular component (GO): cytoplasm
Source: RefSeq, a predicted model, not a curated record
GUUACCGGGUUGCCCCAUCGAGUGAGGGUUGCCGUGACAGCGGCGGACUCUAGUCGGAGUUCCCAGGCGCUCGUUGCUUGGAGCGGGAGGCUGGUCGCUCGUUCGCUCGCUCGGCCCACCGGCCUCGCCGUGUCCUCCGGCGUCUUUCCACCAGGCCUCUCCUUCCGCCUCGGGUGGCUUCAUGGAGCGGGCGGCCGCUAUGACGGACAUGUACGACCAGGCGCUGCUGGGCAUCUUGCAGCAUGUGGGGAACGUCCAGGAGUUCCUGAACAUCCUCUUCGGCUUCUUGUAUCGAAAGACCGACUUCUACCGGCUCCUGGUGCAGCCGGCCGACCGGCUCGGCUUCCCUCCGGGGGUGGCCAAGUGCAUGGCGCUUCGGGCUUUCAAAAACUUUGAACACCUGGCCCGCCAAGAUGAUGAGAGAAGACAGCAAGAACUUCAGGAAAAAGUGAAGAAAAGAGAGGAGGACAUGGCAACUGCAGGAGAGAGAGUGAAGGUGGUGCCAGCUGUGGCUGAGGAGGUUGAGAUCAGUGCAGCAGUGGGUGAUGACUCUGUAUCAGAGGGUGGAAAGGCUACAGAGUCACAGGAGCCCGUGGCAGUGGAGGAGAAAGUAGAUGCACAAGCCGCCAAUGCAGCCGUGGAGCCACCAGAGGCUGUUGCUGCCCCCUUAGAAAGUCAGCCAGCAGAGGUGCCCAGGAAACAGGAGCAGUUCCAGGCAAAUCCUGACAGUUACAACGGAGCAGUGCGGGAGAAUUACGCCUGGUCCCAAGACUACAGUGAUGUGGAGAUUAAAGUCCCAGUGCCCAAGCACAUUCUGAAAGGCAAGCAGGUUUCUGUGAACAUCGGUAGUAGUUCAAUUUGCGUGGCUGUGGUGGAAGGAAGUGGGCCACGUGUGCUCAUGGAAGGCACCCUCACUCACAAGAUCAACACAGAGAACUCUGUCUGGAGUCUGGAACCAGGAAAGUGUAUCCUCAUUAACCUGAGCAAAGUAGGUGAAUACUGGUGGAGUGCCAUCUUGGAAGGAGAAGAGCAGAUUGACAUUGGUAAAAUCAAUAAAGAACGUUCAAUGGCUACGGUGGAUGAAGAAGAGCAUGCUGUGCUGGACAGGCUAUCCUUUGACUACCACCAAAAGCUGCAGGGAAAGCCACAGAGCCAUGAGAUGAAAGUCCACGAGAUGCUCAAGAAGGGCUGGGAUGCCGAAGGUUCCCCGUUCCGAGGCCAGAAGUUUGAUCCCUCCAUGUUCAACAUCUCUCCUGGGGCAGUGCACUUUUGAUGAUGGCACUGAGGAUGGGAGAAUUGCCUACCUGCCGGGGAGAGUAGGAUGAAACUGAUGCCACUGCCACACUCCUCCCCUCCUGCCAGCGAUGUCAAUCAGCCCUUUUGUCCCUGCCUUGUUAUCUGGGCUUGUUUGCAAAAUGACAGAGGACUUCAAAAUAGCCAGAAUGUGGGUUUGCUUUUGGGGAGGGGGGAGAGGGAAGUGCAAUGUUGAGCGAGUCCUUCCCUCCAGCACCAGGUUGGUGCAUUUGAUAUGUAUGUGGGGGAAGCCUUGCAAAAAGCAGCCUUACGUACUGUGUCACCACGGCAACCAGCAGCUGCUGGUAGUAUUUCCUCUUCUCUCUUGUUAAUGGAUUGCUUUGGGGAGGGGGGUUGAUUGAAGGCAGUAUUCCCCCCCCCCUUUUCAGAAAUACAUGCAGUUUGGCCAAAUGAUGGCAAGAUUCUCUCCUGUUUCUUUGAAGCUGUCUUCUGUCCCUGGUUCCAUCUUUCAGGGAAACCCAAUCUCGUAAUGGCACCAGGCAGCACAGCCUCCUUUAAACACCAGCAAUCUGCAAUCAGUGUCAUUUUAGCAGUAUCUUAAUUGCUAGGUUUGGUCCUUGAGGCCCUGGCAGUGGGAGGUAAAUGUUGCAGGCUCAGACUAAUAGCUGAAAAGGAGCCAGAACAGAAGGUGACACUUGAUAGCUGUAUCUUUACUGUAGAUCUCUGGUGGUCUGUGACGCUUUGGCAUUGAAUUUGAAAAAUAAAGGAGGGGGGACAGACUUCUCCUGAUUGCAGUGACUGGAUGACUUGGUGCUCAGAGAGCAGCAGUUCUCUGUGAGUCUCAUUCUGUUCUUAGUUUUAUCCAAAAGUGCUUAAUAUUAAGCUUCAGAGUGAAGACAUUAGUUUAUCUCCCUCCCUCUUCUCUUAGGGCCAAACUAGCUGAUACAGCAAGUGUGGGGUUUUAUUUAAUUAUCUGACUUUUUUCAAAACAACAAAAACAGAUCUGUUUAUGGAAAAUCAGGACCACAGGGUGGGGUUUAACCUCCCCCUGUGCACUGCAGUCCUGACAGUCGUCCCCCCCCCCCCCCGCUAUUUUCAUCAGAAAAUAUAUAUGCUAUGGUUGCCAAUGUAGCUUUCCUUUUAGGUGGGGGCAGCGGGGCGGUGGUGGGUUUGAUGGGACGAUAGCAUUGGAAGAAAGGGCUAAAUUUAUCUGACAGCUCAUGACUGCAGAUAGCGAUGACUUGGCCCACCUCAGCAGGUUAUCUGAAUCUAUGAGCACGUUUAGUAAGAUAGUGGCUCUUCCCCUAAUUUUUGCUUCAGGGGAGGCAGGGUGUGCCGUUAGAAGUUAAGAGUCUUAUUUCUGCUUAUUGUCAUAUAGCUGGCAACCUGUUACAGCGGUAGUGAGAAAUGCAUUUGAGGAAGAGAAAAGACAUGGCCCUUGAAGUUGUCCUAUUGUUCUGGCAAUAUCCAUACCUUU